AUGGCGACGAUUGGAAAAAUUUAUGUUUUUGAUGAAAUCCAAGAAAGCUGGGAGAGGUAUGUUGAACGAGUACAACAUUUUUUCGCUGCAAACGAUGUCGACGACAAUCAUCAAGUGCCAACUCUGCUGAGUUUGAUUGGAAGCAAAACGUAUUCAUUAUUAAAGGAUUUACUUUUGCCAGAAAAGCCUGCAGACAAGAACUUUGAUGAAAUAGUAAGUACAUUACAGAAGCAUUUAAAUCCUAAACCACUAGAAAUAGCCGAACGGUUUCGUUUUUAUAAGAGAAAUCAGCAAGAAGGGGAGAGCAUUUUAAGUUAUAUAGCUGAGUUAAAGAAAUUAACCACACAUUGCAAUUUUGGAAGUAACUUGGAAGAAACCUUGCGCGACAGAUUGGUGUGUGGAUUAAGUAAUCAGCAAAUUCAGAAACGUCUCCUUGCAGAGUCGAAAUUAAAAUUCUCCAAAGCUGUUGACAUAGCAGUUGCUAUGGAAACAGCCACUCGAGAUGCUACAGAGAUCCACAGCAAGGGUAGAGAAGAAAAACCUCUUGGUCUUGACAAACUGACACUGAACAGACCCUCGAAUAGAUCAGAUAGGGGCCCACCUUCCCCUGUAGUGUGUUAUCGAUGUGGAGCUAAUACCCAUGUUGCAACUGAGUGUAGAUUUAAGAAAGAAGUCUGUCACAAGUGUGGAAAGAGAGGUCAUAUUCAAAGAGCUUGCCGGGCACAACAAAGCCAGGGGCCCGGUAGACCCUCGCCCAGAUCAAGAUACCAAAAAUCGACCAAUGCCAUAGAGACCGAACCAGAUGAGUAUGAACACUUGUUGAAUAACCUAGAAGUUCAUAAUGUAAACAAAUCAAACAGUGAUGUCAUAUGGGUUGACGUGAAAGUUGAAAAUCAACCACUAUCCAUGGAACUAGACACAGGAUCGGCCGUGUCCAUUUUGCCAUAUGACAUGUUCUUGGAAAGAUUUCGCGACAAGAAGUUAGAGAAAACAACCACCGUACUAAAGACCUAUACUGGUGAACUGAUCGUUCCAGUUGGUUGCCUUACCAUGCAAGUUGAAUACUUAGAUCAAUCAUGUCUAUUGCCACUCCAUGUAGUCCAGACUAAGGGUCCU
Molecule: messenger RNA, 1116 nt
Organism: Paramuricea clavata
Lineage: Eukaryota; Metazoa; Cnidaria; Anthozoa; Malacalcyonacea; Plexauridae
Source: the annotation of a GenBank genome assembly